AUGCCGGUGAGGGGCGGCAUCGAGUGCAUCAAACACCUGCUCUUUGCGUUCAACCUGGUCAACUGGCUGGUCGGCAUGGUCGUCCUGAGCAUCGGGCUCUGGCUGCGGUUUGAUGCACAGACCAGAAGCAUCUUCGAGCAAGAGAACCCCCACUCCAGCUUCUACACAGGCGUGCUCGUUGUGAUCGGCGUGGGCGCGCUCAUGGUGCUGGUGGGCUUCCUGGGAUGCUGCGGGGCCAAGCAGGAGUCCCAGUGCAUGCUGGUGAUGUUCUUCUGCUUCCUCCUGGCGAUAUUUGUCGUGGCCUUGCACGCGGCCAUCUGGAGCAGCUCCCACAAGGACAGGUUGAUCAAGGAGGUGCAGGAUUUCUACAUAGACGCCUACAAGAAGCUGAGGAACAAGGAGGACCUCCAGAGGGAGGCGCUGAGGGUCAUGCACGUCGCCCUGAAGUGCUGCGGCGUCGCUGGGGGCGUGGAGCAGUUCAUCUCCGACAUCUGCCCCAAGAAGAGUCUGUUGGGCAGCCUGCAGGUGAAGCCCUGCCCUUUGGCCAUCAGCCAGAUCUUCAACAGAAAGUUCCACCUCCUCAGUGCGAUAGCCAUCAGCAUCUCCUUGGUGAUGGUCUUCGGCAUGGUCUUCAGCAUGGUCCUGUGCUCGGCCAUCCACGAGAGCCAGCGGAGGGGCUAG
This is a messenger RNA of Sorex fumeus (smoky shrew), 681 nucleotides long. RefSeq names its product CD9 antigen-like. The transcript has a single exon. The record is from RefSeq and is a predicted model, not a curated record. The coding region runs from base 1 to 681 and encodes 226 amino acids. Gene Ontology annotation, cellular component: membrane. NCBI's taxonomy places the organism in Eukaryota, Metazoa, Chordata, Mammalia, Eulipotyphla, Soricidae.